AUGGGGGUUUGGAAUUGGUCGAGAAGCCCAAGCUCGGCCGAAGAAUUACUGGAAUGGCACGAGUUGAUCGGGCUCCUCGAUAAUGUCACUUUUUCUUAUGGCAAAGAUGGUUGGGAAUGGUUGGGAGGUAAUGACUCUGAUUUUUCGGUCAAGAUUGUCAAGAACUUCCUGUAUAGCGACUCCGAUUUCAGCAGCAGGCAUGUUGUGAAAUGGUCGAAAUGGGUCCCAAAAAAUGAAAUAUUUUUUGUUUGGAGGGCGGUUUUAGAUCGUAUUCCCACGCUGACCGCACUCCGGGAUCGGAACUGUUGGGGCAGAGAUGUGAAAUGUUGUCUGUGUGAAGAUGGCGAUGAAACAGCUGAACACCUUCUUUGUUCGUGCAAGGUAGCGUCGACUGUCUGUUAUCACAUCAGUCAGUGGUGCAAGGUGAGUCCUUGUAUUCUGUUUUCGGCUAAAGAUAUCGUAAUUGCCUCUGAGUUUUGCAAUCUGGAUAGAGAAGUGAAAGAAGAUUUACAUGGCAUUAUGUUCGUGACAAGUUGGUUUAUAUGGUUAGCCAGGAACAAUAAAAGGUUCUCGGAGACUCAAGUUAAACCCGGAGAGAUUAUCCGUAAUAUUAAGUCCGUCGGUUUUUUAUGGUAUAAGAAUCCGUCUAAAAAUAGGUCUGUGAGUUGGGAAAAAUGGUGUAGUUUCGAUAUAAGAUUUGUGGGUGAUGUAGCAGUCGAUGUUGAAGUAUUGUCAUCGGAAAUUGAGUAUUCAACGGAAAUUGAGUAUUCAGCGGAAAUUGAGUGUUCGGAUACAACGACAUUUUUUGAUGUAGACAUAACAACGACAUUUUCUAAUAUUGACGAGGAGGGUAUAUAUGUGAUGAAUCAGAGGAUGCCAUCUGUAUUACAAAGGGGUUACAAGUGA
This is a messenger RNA of Helianthus annuus (common sunflower), 906 nucleotides long. RefSeq lists its product as uncharacterized. Bases 1 to 906 code for a protein of 301 amino acids. The record is from RefSeq and is a predicted model, not a curated record. The transcript is spliced from 3 exons. Lineage: Eukaryota; Viridiplantae; Streptophyta; Magnoliopsida; Asterales; Asteraceae.